GGUUGAUGUAAAUAUUAAACUAGGUAAAUGAUCAAGUUGCCCUCCACAAAUGAUGCCACAGACAGAAAUUCUAUAAACAUCUAAAAACCGUUCUUACAGUAUCUCGUUAGCGCUAACAGUGAUAAAAUUCUACGCGAAUCUGCAAAAUUCUAGCCCAAACCAAAACUUUAUGGCUAAUUGUAAGAUUUAGCUAAGAAUGAUGUUCCCAUGAGUUGAUCCAGAAUUUUCGGAAGACCCUAGAGGUAUGUCAAAUAUAAAAAUCACAAUAUUCAUAUCAUCAUACCUAUUAUAAUCAUAGUGUGUAGAAUCUUCAAUUAAAUGUAUAACUGGUUGUCUGGUUACAUUGAAAAAUAAAAUUAUUGAUUUCUAUAUUAGAUUUUAAUAUUUCAAUCGACCAGGUACACAAUUAAUGAAAUGUGUAAUAAUUAACUGUAAUAUUAUUCAAUUUUGUAGACUCGUUUUUUAUAUCAAAUUAAUUUCAAAGCAAUGGAAUUUUAAAGAAAUGGAAAAGAAAUAUAAUUUUUUUUCAUUUUGCAUAUUGCGCUUAAAUUACCUACCCAUGUUUUUAUUCUUUACAUGUUUAUAUAAAUUAAUAUAUCCGGUUGUUUUUAUUAAAUGUAAUUACAAUAAUUGUUAUAUUUGGUUCCAGGCACACUAUAAACACUCAAAUUGAAGCCUUGAUACUCAAUUAUAAUGAGAUUAAAAUGUAGAUAAUAUAAACUAGUCCUUUAUUAAUUUAAGGAAAUAGUAUUGCUUUACACAAAUGUAUUUUCAUUUUAAAUUUUUUUGCAUGUUAUUUGAAGUUUUAGAUCUUUUUUCAUAAAAGUGAAUAAGUAUAUGUUAAGCUUCACAUAAAUUAAAGAAUCUAAUAAAUGCAAUAUUGUUAAAUAAAGUAAAUAAAUAUGCUAAAUAAAUGUAUAAAUUAAAAUUAAAUAAAUAAAUAAAUAAAUGCGUCGCCUGGAGUAUUAUAAGUCUAUUAUAUGACAGGUUUCAAAUUAAAAAUUCUUUAUCAGGUAUGUCACAGUCAAAAUGAGUAUAUAAUACACUGAUAAUGCUCCAGACAACGCAUUCAUUCAUUUAUUUAGUUUUUAUUUAUAUAUUUAUUUACGAGUAUUAACCAUUUUAAUAAUUUUGUUUUUACUUUAUUAUUUUAUUAUGUAAUAUUGUUGUUAAUCUGAUUUAAAUUUUUAAAUUAAUUCAUCAAAAUAUUUUUAUAUUAUCAUGAAAAUAAAAUACCAUACUUACAAAAACUUAACUUAUAGCUAUUGAAAUUGAAAUAGUGUGUCAAAUUAAAUUGUACUUGGACUGUGCUAUAAGCAGUAAGUUAUAUUACAAUAUUAAUUUGAUCUUAAUUCGGUAUUUGGUAGUUAUAAGUUUAAGUGAUAUGUCAAAAUAUCUCGGUAACAGACUUAAACAAGUCACUCUUGCACUGCGUCAUAUUUUGUUUAUUUGCUUUAUAUGCACUAUGAAUCUUUGUACAAAUUCAGAUAAUAUAAAAAUAAUUUAUGCACAUACAAAUGUUGGACUAAUAUGGUUUAUGAAAAUUACUUUUUAUACUUACUAAAUACAAUUUCUUUAGUAAAUAUCCUAUAAUAUAUUCUAUAGUAAAAUAUUUAGUCACUUUUAAAAAUUAGUAGUUUGAGAUCUAUGGUAAAGAUAUCCCUGACAAGAGCUAAUUAUUUUUUUUUUCUUGGGCGAAUUACUGUAAAAUAUUUUUAACCCGCACAAUUAUAUUUUUUGCUAUAAACAAUGGGUAAAAUGAAAAAAAAAACAUGCAUGCAUUUAAACAUCAGUGUAUAAUCAUAUAAAUAAUUUUAUAAAUGCCUGUUAGAAAUCCAUCAUUUUAGUUGUUCAUUUAGUCUGAGUAUAUUAAUUUGAUGCAUUACUUUGGUCUAGACUAACAUUUUAAAUUUAUUACAUAUUAAAAUAAGACAGAAUAAUUUAAAGUGUGAUUAUUCUACUAUUAAACAUAACUUUUAUAAUAAACGUUUAUGUUUUAAAUUAAUAUUAAUAUGGAAAAUUUUUUCUAGGGAUGUUUUGAUGUGAAAUCAUAAGUUUUGUAUUAUUAAAAAUAAGAGUUAUAUUAUACAAUUAUAUUUUUAAACAUUAAAUAACAAUUAAUAAUAAAUUUGAUAUUAAAAUUAUCCAUUUUUUAUAGACAUAGAUAUAAAUGUGUUUAAAAUAGAAACUAUACUGGACUAUACAGAGGGCGACAAAACUUUUUUUAGUAGAGAUUUACUUAGAAUAUUAUAUUAUUUUUCCUCUUGAUUUCCAUAAAUAAAAUGUAUAACAUUUAAUUACUUUACUACACGUAUUAAUAAUUAGCAUACCUGCAUACAUGUACAAAUAAUACAACUAAAAUGUAUAGUUGAAUAAUUUUUUCAUCAUACAUUUAUUAAGACUAAUAAAAUAAAUUAAUAAUGUUCAAAAUUAUAAGUAUAACAGAAAUAAAUUUGCCAGUAUACACAUUGGUGAACUGUAUUACUUGAUAAAGUAAUUAACUAAACUAUGCAUUGUUCAUACAUAUUUGAAAAACAGCUAAUUUGUUCCAGAAAAAAAACUGUAUGCGGAUAAUGUCACUCAACAAAAAAGUUAGGUAUCUACCAAUAUUUCGGUCGCCCAAUAUUUUUUUUUAAUACCAAAUAUACUCUUAUAUAAAUAACUUUAUUUUAUUAUUAUAUUAUUUUUUUAAAAUUUUAUUUACAACAAAUUUAUUAACGAACAUUUUCCUUCUGAUAUCGUAAAGACUGAGGACUAUCAAAAUAUUGCAGGUACCUCCGGUCCUUAGAAUUUGUAACGAAAAAAAUUAAAAACUCGGAAUACUGGUACUAAUUAUUAAGAGGUUAAAACUAAUAUAACAUAUAAUUUUUGGAUUUCAUUCGGUUUUUGUAAAAUAAAAAUUGAUUUUCAAUACUAUAUUUCAAAUAUUAUAAUAUUGGUAUCAAACAAAAAAUAAAACUUAACCAAUUUUGAAUAUUCAUCUAAAGUUAAACGUCCAACUGCCUUUAUGGUUAUUUAGGGCCUUUGUAGUUAUAAUUUAAAAUUAUUUCCUCAUGAUAUAGUUUCUAAAUUAAAAGAUAUGGAUAUGUGCUUCAUGUUAUACGAGAAAUAGGAUAUGAUUUAGUUUAUAGGACUUUAUGACGUAUAAAUUUAUAUCCAUGCGGAUAUCGAUAAAUCAUUGCUAAUAAAAAAUUGUAUAAAAGCAAAAAUGGUCGAUAGGUUAUAAAUCUGUUCUGCGUUUUUUAGAUUUAUAAUUUAUAAACUUUAUAAUACUAAUUGUUAAACGUAGAUAUUAUCUACAUUAUAUAAUACAGUGUUUGGAAAGAACACAUAGUCAUAGUUAUAGUCGGAUAUGAUAGGACGGGGGAUUGCAAUUUUUCUCGGAAUGCAUUGAAGAAUUAUAAAGUAUAGUGAAUAAUUUACUUUAAGAAUGUUUUGAAAAACAAUAAUUUAUGUUGUAAUUUAAAUAAAAAACGGAUUUUGUGAUACCGAAUGUGCGGGGGAGGUUUUUUUUUUGUUAAACAUAAUGCCUGUUGAUUAUCAUUAUAAAAUAAAAAUAUAAUAUUAACAAAUGAAAAAGAGUUAUCGAUUAUCGAUUUUCGGUAAAAAUAAGUUAUUGUAUAGUUACUGGCGAGUGUGUAACUAGAGUAAUUACGUAUUUGCACAAUCACACAUAAAAUAUAUAUAAAGUUUAUUGUAUUAUAGGUCAUAAACGGUGAGCUCCACAGUAAUAUGAAAAAAAUGUUCUCCGUGGGGCUUUGCUUCUUUAUUGGGGGGUGUCUGAAGUCCCCCGAUUUCUGACGAUUCGGGGGAUGAACUCCUUAUUGGGAUCUCCCAAUCGCGCCAACGGGUAAAUAUUAUUAUGUUUUAAUAUUAAAUAAAGAUAAAUAAUCGUUAAAUUUGUAUCUAAUUAUAAAAAAAAAACUGUACUCCGUUCCAAUUAAGAACGCACCGGGCGGCGGACGAUAAUCGGCCAAAACUCGCGCAGCCGACUAACGGCGAACCAAUCGUAGAGCGAAUACUUAGCCGAAGGGGUAAGGACGUCGCUCCACGAUACAUUUGGAUGCACCGAGUAGUGCGUUCUUACGUAUAGUCUAAAAUUGAAAAUAAAUUUAAAAAGGUUAUUUUUCAAAUAAUAUUAAAUUAAAUUAAAUACUAUAUCCUAGAGUUGUAUUUUUCAACCUAAUUAUUUAUUAUAAUAUUAUGUAGGUUGAAGAAAUUCAAAAUUAAACACGUUUAGUAUAAUUUCUUUCGAUGUCAUCGCCACGCCGUAGUGCGUAUACCACAGUAAUAUAAUAGGGUCCUUAUAUUCAUGUCUUUUUUUUUUUUGAUUUUUCUACGGCUGAAUUAAAGAAAUUGUGCACAAUUGCAAGUAUAUCGUAAGGUUUUUUUUUUUUGUAACCGAAAAAUAAGAGUUUCGAAGCCCUCUAUCGACACAACACCUUAUUAUGUUCAAACAUUAAGGUCCGAAGAUCGGAAUUCUCCAUCCCCGCCCUUUCACGUAUUAAUACAAUUUGACCCUCAACCAAUACCGCCUACGAAUUUUAUUCUUUAUUACAGCAAAAGCAAAACCGGUCAAAAAUGAGCCGCUUGUCACUCCCACAGUCAAUAUUCGUUUAGUUUCCAUGACGACAGUGCAGUAUCUCCAAAUUUGUUUAGCUUUAUAUUGUAUACACUAAUACAGUAUAUAGUGUAUUUUUUUCAUUCAUUCGCAAAUUUUUGCGUCUUGAUAACAUUAUUCGUCAACAUUUUACUCGCUUUUAUUUUUACACAAUUAUGGAAGAAACUCAAGCACACAUGAUGCUAUUAAUUGAUUUAGAGAGAAUCGAGGACCAAGUUUCGAUAACAAUUUCAUAUGUACAUCCGUCGGGCGAAAAUGAACUGAUACUCGAGGACCACGUGCCAUUUGAAAGAGAUUUUAUGAUCAGAGCUUUCCACAAGAGCAAGGAAGAAUUAUGUAAAGUCAGAGUAACGUAUUUAACGCUAGACCAUACCAACCAUGGAAAGCAUAGUUAUAUGGUUUCGAUAGCUUCUUUGAGAGAAGAUCCCAUUUAUAAAGUAGCCGUACCAAUAGCCCGACACGGACCUCGCACGGUUCCACAUUCCGUGGCCGUUACGUGGAAAAAUAGCCUGGCAGGAAUUCUACUAGAAGAACUCCGCGCAGAAGAAGAAGAAGAAUUGCUAGAAGAAAUGCGUAUUCAAGAUGAAACUCGUCUUCAAGAAGAAAUUCUUCGUCAAGCAGCAGGAGCAGCAGUAGGAGAAGAAGAAGAAUCAAAUGCUUGAAUCACUGUCCUAACUCCUCAAAAAUUUGCCAACGUGAGUACCUAUCUACACAUUUCAUUAAUCCAAGUUAAUAGUAUAUAUACGCAUAACACUAGCAAUAGCACUAUUUGCAUAAUGAUUAUCUUAUUUUGGUUAUUCAAAAAUGAUAAUAAUGUGGUUUUACAUAACAAAUCGUGGUUUAUUUACGAUUAAUUUCCUCAGUUCACUCGCUUUGCUUCGUAUGGGUUAUUAAUGUCUAUGGGCCAGACACGAAUCAAUUUUAUAUAUAUUUAUUUUUUUUUUUAUUAGUAUUUAGUAAUUAAAUACUACAUAUUUAAACAUAGUUGUACAAAUUAGCCGUUAUUAAUUGUCCUUGUCAUUUUCGAAUAACUGUGCCCAUCCCGUCUUAUUUUUCUCCCUCACCCCCGAAUUUAUCGGGAUUUAAAUUCAACUGCGGGUUUUGAACACAAUCUGUCGCUCUUUCUCCAACGCCACUCUGCUGUAAAACCAUUUUACUAUCGCCAAUUCGACGUAAUGCACCUUCAUCGUUAAAAAAAAAAUCACUCAUUAAUUAUAAAACAUAAACUCGUAAAUAUUUAAUAAUAAUUAUUAUUUUUAAAGAUAUAUUCAAAGCUUUGUUCUUAUUUAUAAUACAUAUUCGCCAAUAUUCAAUAAUAGUAAAAAAAAAAAAUGUUUAAGAUAUAUUUUGAGCAUUAUAAGGAUUUACAUAGCAUUCAUCAAUGUUUAACUAAAAAUAAAAACAUUUUAAAUUUUUAUAAUUACUCACAUAUUGUGUUUAUCUUUUAUUGACAUCGUUGAUUCUUUCAUCAUUGAAUAUUCAUUAUUUUGCAAAGUAUUGAGUUUUUUCUAAAUACAUUUUUUUGACAUAUAACGACUUCCUACCUACUUUGAAUUUUCAAAAGGUAAUCUAAAAAUCAUGAAAAUCCCAUGAAAGGGUAGAUAGAAAUCAAAUGUGUCAACACCAAAAUGUAUUUAAACUUUAGUUAUAUCUAUUUAUGGAACAUUAAUUUUAAGUUACUAUUUGAAAGUCAAAAGUAGGUAGAUGUCAAUAACCCCAAAAAUAAAGAUGACAAAUAUAGUAGUACAUUUGAAAUUAUCAAAACAAUUUUUUUUGAAAAAUGUCAAUAGGUACUUCUGAAAUAAUGAGUGUUCAAGGAUAAAAAAUUCACCCUGUAUAUUAAAUUUAUAAGAACUAGUAAAUUCAAUUUAGUAUUUUUUUAUAUUUGUAUUAUAAUUAAUAAAUUAUUGUAAAUUAAUACUAUGAACCUAAUUUACAUUUCUUUAUUUUUCAGAAAAAUUAAGAUUUAAGAUACAGCAUUAAGAAACCGCAUCAUCAUCAUUCCAGUUAUUAAUUUUAAGCAAUGCAUUUAUUUAUAAUUAUUUUCGACACUAGUUAAAUUAUUUG
Molecule: messenger RNA, 6688 nt
Organism: Cinara cedri
Lineage: Eukaryota; Metazoa; Arthropoda; Insecta; Hemiptera; Aphididae
Source: the annotation of a GenBank genome assembly